CUCUGCAGGCAUGUACGGCAAAGGCAAGAGCAACAGCAGCGUCCCGUCCGACAGCCAGGCCAGGGAGAAGUUAGCACUGUAUGUAUAUGAAUAUCUGCUCCAUGUAGGAGCACAGAAAUCUGCCCAGACAUUUUUAUCAGAGAUAAGAUGGGAAAAAAACAUCACAUUGGGGGAGCCCCCAGGAUUCUUGCACUCUUGGUGGUGUGUAUUUUGGGAUCUCUACUGUGCAGCUCCAGAAAGACGAGAAACAUGUGAACAUUCAAGUGAAGCUAAAGCCUUUCAUGAUUAUCCUUUUAUGUCCCCUCGAUACCCUGGAGGUCCAAGGCCACCUUUAAGAAUACCCAAUCAGGCACUUGGAGGUGUCCCGGGAAGUCAGCCAUUAUUGCCCAGUGGGAUGGAUCCAACACGACAACAAGGGCAUCCAAACAUGGGUGGGCCAAUGCAGAGAAUGACUCCUCCAAGAGGAAUGGUUCCAUUAGGACCACAGAACUAUGGAGGUGCAAUGAGACCGCCACUGAAUGCUUUAGGUGGCCCUGGAAUGGCUGGAAUGAACAUGGGUCCAGGAGGUGGUAGACCGUGGCCAAACCCAACGAAUGCCAAUUCUAUACCGUACUCUUCAGCAUCUCCUGGGAAUUAUGUAGGUCCUCCAGGGGGUGGAGGGCCACCAGGAACACCCAUCAUGCCUAGUCCUGCAGAUUCAACUAACUCUGGAGACAACAUGUACACUUUAAUGAAUGCAGUACCACCUGGACCCAACAGAUCUAAUUUUCCAAUGGGCCCAGGGUCAGAUGGACCUAUGGGUGGAUUGGGUGGAAUGGAAUCACAUCAUAUGAAUGGAUCUUUAGGCUCAGGAGACAUGGACAGUAUUUCCAAAAACUCUCCCAGUAAUAUGAGCAUGAGUAAUCAGCCUGGCACUCCCAGAGAUGAUGGUGAAAUGGGUGGAAAUUUCCUAAACCCUUUUCAGAGUGAGAGUUACUCCCCCAGCAUGACAAUGAGUGUGUGAUCCAUACUAAGUCUCCUCAUGAAGACCGCAGUGAGUUGGCCCUCUUCAGAGAGCUACUACAGAAGAAAAUUACAAGUCCCAGUGUACAGUUUAACAAAAGGAUCUCAGACACAACCAGACCCACCAUCUUUUCCUACCAUCUCCCCAGUUUUGUGAAGAAAGUGGGUCCAAACAUGAUUCAAACAACUGUAAAGAGUGGCAUAACAGAACUGCCCAAGAGUGAACUGCAAACAAUUAUCUGUGUAUGUAUAAGUGCGGAUAGAUGUAUAUGUGUGUGGAUAUGUUAUAUUGACAUACAUACACACACAUAUACAUAUAUAGACCUGCAGGACAUUGUAAAAUAUUAUCACAUGACAUCUUAAGUAGAAAUAAGAAAUAGAGACUUUUAUUCCAUCUUUUUUUCACGUUUACAUUUUAACUAUUAAAAUUUGCGUUCCCUCUCCCCCCCGAACUGUUCUGUGCUGCGUAUAUCACUGCUUUAUAAGUUAUUUUUUAAGGUGAACCCAAAUGGUCAAUUGUUCUGAUUUUGUAAAUGUCUGCCAUCAUGGAUAGGAAUAAAAUUGCUCAUAAGAGGGCUUUCAUAAACUUGUAUUUCAUACCAGUUACCCUGUGAAUCUCAAACUGUACUCUCUCAAGAAAUAGAAGAAAGCUCAUCUUAAUUUUGUGGGGAAAUUUAAUAAUUUGUCACCUGGCUUUGGUGGUGGUUGGGUUUUUUUGUGUUUUUGUUUUGUUUUGUUUUUGUGCUUAGUACCUUUAAAAAUAGGAGCACUGAAGGUUAUUUUUCUUCCUCAAAUGAGGCCUAAUAUCUGCAAAAUCUACUUUAAAUGGAAGUCUGAGUUUGAUACAAGAUUCUCAGUUUAUUCAGAGUAUUUUAAAGUUGCUGUAAGUGAGCUCCAAUUGCUAUAGAACCUAGCUAUAACGUGGCAGGGCUUCUUCAGUCCUUGGAAAUAAGUUUUUUCCCUUUAGCCUGAUCUUCCAUGUGCGUGGUGGCAAGUAGAAAUACAAUACAAUCCCUAUUACUGAAACCUCUUUUUCUAACAAACUACCAGCUUGUCUCCCUUUUCUAUUGAUUCUUGGCUGCCUCCCAAUUAUCCAUAGUCCUGAUUAUCAGAACAUAUUUAGGGUCUGCCGAGCGAUUCAGAUAAUCAGGACUGUACUUGAUUAGUUAUUUUUCACCAGGAAUACUAGAGCUGAACUCCUUAGAAACUUUCCAGUACAUAAUCACAUUAGUGAACCAAAAUGACUGAGCAUUUUGUGGGUACUUCCCAUGCAAGGAAUGUUGGAAGGCUCAUGCCCUUAUACCAGAAACAGAAUAGGAACAGAGGUCUGAGCCUUUUUAUAAGGAAAUCAGUAUACUGUAUUUCCAAACUUUGGAGAUUGGGGUGGAAAAAGGGAGAGUGAUUAUACAGCUUCCUGUACAGUCAAAGAAAAGGGGGGUAAAGCUCUAAUGUAAAGCUCUAAAAUCUAACAUUAUAUUACAUUUAAUUCCUAAUGACUCCCAUCUUCCCCAAGAAAAUGAAAGGUUGUACCUGCGUGGUAUGAAAAAGGGUGAUGUUCAGUACCUCAGGCACAAAGUGUCUGAAUUAAAUUCAUUCUGCAGAUACCAAGCAAUGUUCACCCCUCAAAAUUCACACCUCAGUGGGACAUCCCCAAAAUAUGGUGCUCACCUGCAGAUUUGUGAGGAGAAUUUUGCCCUUAAAUUGUGAUAAAGGGUUGCAUGUUAUGGGGUCAGUGUGCAGGUAGACGCACAUCACUGCAUGUGUCAGGAGUAGAUCAAAUUCCCUAUGAGCAUAUAAAUGAAUAAAAUUAGAAUGUCUUUUACCCCACUGUUGGAACUACAUAAAGAUUAAUCGCUUCUUAGGCACCAGGCUGUUACUUGAAAUUGUAUUCAAAUUUUUAAAAAAUUAUGAAAAGUUUACCUUUAGUUAAAAAUAAU
This is a messenger RNA of Terrapene triunguis (Three-toed box turtle), 2939 nucleotides long. It is a transcript of the gene SSBP2, whose product is annotated as single stranded DNA binding protein 2. Gene Ontology annotation, molecular function: protein binding; single-stranded DNA binding. The coding region runs from base 11 to 1003 and encodes 330 amino acids. The record is from RefSeq and is a predicted model, not a curated record. Gene Ontology annotation, biological process: positive regulation of transcription by RNA polymerase II. The transcript is spliced from 16 exons. Lineage: Eukaryota; Metazoa; Chordata; Testudines; Emydidae. Gene Ontology annotation, cellular component: nucleus.